GUUAGCAAGAACACUCAGUACCUCAAAGACGACACUCUGGUAUUCAAGAUUGUAUCUGUACAAGUACCCGACUACAAGCCGUGGCUGGAGUGACAAAACUACGCACAAUUGCAAGCAGAUACUGCUUAGUACACAUUUGAGCACCCUUGAAGAGACAAGUAGACAGUACACACAUACACACGCAGUGUAGGAUUGUCCCCGCCAGCGCUGACCCAAUACCUCCAUGCAGUAAUUCUGUGCAUGGUAUUUACUAUAAUUAGUGUAUUCAUGGUUGACUAAUUAUUGUGAUAAUCAUGUGAUACAUAAUAGAAUAUCCUUUGUCUGCAACUAAAAAACCAGCUGCAACAGAAUUCAUGAUAUAGUCUAUAUGGCGUCCGGUGGCUAUGAUCUGAAGUGGUUGCAGCCCCCUCCUGAUGACCUUAAGUGUCUCAUCUGCCUCUGUGUGGCCAGGGACCCUCACCAACAUCCUGGAGAUGACACCAACGAAUGUGGCGCAGUAUUCUGUCAUAGCUGCAUCAUUGAGCAUAAGAAGAACGAGACGACUUGUCCAAACUGUCGGAAAAACCUAACUCACUUCAAAGAUGCUAAAAGUGCCCGGCAAAUCAGAUCACUUAAAGUAAUCUGCAAUGAACAAACACAUUGCUGCAAGUGGACGGGGGACCUUGGCUCCUUAGAUGCACACCUUCAGUCAUGUGACUAUACUCUCCUGCCCUGUACUAACGAGUGCAAGAUCGAUAAUGAGAUUGCCAAAUUUCUGCUGAAAGAUCUUGAAGACCACCUUACCAACGACUGCCCAAGACGUCAGUACCAGUGUCUACAUUGCCAGGAGACGGGGGAACAUGAGGAGAGGACCACCGCUCAUCUAGAGACCUGCCCAAAGGUUGAGGUAACAUGUUUGAACUUGAGAUGCCGAGACAAAUUUCCUCGCUGUGAGAUCAUUACCCAUCAAUCCAAGUGUAAAUAUGAGCCUGUGUCGUGCAAGUAUGCCAAGGUUGGCUGUGAGACCACACCUCUACGCAUUAACCUCUCGAUGCACGAGAAAAACGACAAAGUUCACCUUCGAGUGACUGCUGAAAAAGUUCUAGAGCUUACUGAUGUUGUCUCUAAAUCUAAUAGUACAGUUCCUCGUACAAUCAGACUAACUAACUAUCUGAAACACAAGAGUGACAAAGAUGAAUUUUACGGUCCUCCAUUCUACACUUCUUACAAUGGCUAUAAAAUGUGCUUGAGAGUUUAUGCCAAUGGUUGGGGUACUGGUGAGGGCACUCAUGUUGCAGUGCAUGCCUAUCUCAUGAAGGGAGACAAUGAUGACUCCCUGUCAUGGCCGUUCCCUGGGACAGUCACAUUCGAGCUACUCAAUCAACUGGAGGACAAGAACCAUUACAAGUGGACAACAACAUUCCCAGCAGACUAUGCGUGCAGUCGGAGAGUGGUGGACGGUGAGAGAGGGAGAGGAUACGGCAGCCACAAGUACAUUUCCCACACUGACCUCGACUACAAUGUUAGCAAGAACACUCAAUACCUCAAAGACGACACUCUAGUGUUCAGGGUAUCUGUACAAAUACCCGACCACAAGCCGUGGCUGGAGUGAAAACCCACAAGCUAUGUAUAUAGUGACCAUUUAUUAUACGUACAUGCAUGUACAUUUAUACAUACAUGCAUGUACAUUUAUACAUACAUGCAUGUACAUGUGUUCAAUGUUUGGAGUUCGUGACUAUGUUAACAGAGACUUUUAUUAUUUUCCUGUCUCUCUUCUGUUAAUUAUAUUCAUUGCAGUAAUGCUUAAAGUGUUGAGUUUUGUGUAUCGAAAAGUGUGAUAUUUAUUCAAGGAAAAGUUUUAGAGGUAU
Molecule: messenger RNA, 1847 nt
Organism: Halichondria panicea
Lineage: Eukaryota; Metazoa; Porifera; Demospongiae; Suberitida; Halichondriidae
Product: TNF receptor-associated factor 5-like
Exons: 3
Coding region: 368-1591 (407 amino acids)
Biological process (GO): regulation of apoptotic process; signal transduction
Molecular function (GO): protein binding; zinc ion binding
Source: RefSeq, a predicted model, not a curated record